AUGGCCUCCAUGUUCCUUUUCUCGCAGAGACUGCGAUGCCAAAAUUUCUCGCUAGCUCUUCCUCCCAAUAAAAUAUUUUCAUACUCUUCAACUCCAGUAGUGGCUUUCACCAGACAUAUCUUUCCUCCUUCUGCUGUUAGAAGUAGAUCCUUCCAAUCUUCUGCAGUGCACCAAUGGCGUUCAUCAGUUGUUCUUGACUCAUAUGUCGAAAAGCCGGCUCGUCCAAUUUCUCUACGGCAGUUGAUAUUUUUUGGUGGGCGCAAUCUUGAUGAGCGUCGUAUCAUCGAUUUCGCCAACUAUGUUCGGUCAGAGUUACCUGUGCGUAUAGCGCAUAGGAUAAGAGAUAUGCAAAAGCUACCAUAUGUCGUGGUCACGAAUCGACAUUUGUCAGAGGUCUACGAACUCUAUUACAGCGCGUUCGACGCAUUUCGAAAGAUUCCCGAGAUCAAGACCGUAGAGGACAACGAUAACUUCUGUCAAGUAGUCAAGAGAACCCUCAAGGAACACUUGACAGUGAUACCUAGUUUGGCUAUGGGCGUCUUAGAGUGCAGAGACUUGGUGCCCCCAGAAGAACUGGAUAAAUUCAUGAAUCGAAUCCUGCGUAGUCGGAUCUCUCGUCGAGUGAUCGCAGAGCAACAUCUUGCUCUUACGGACACCUUCAACUCACCUUUUCACUUCCCUGACUCUUCUCCCCACCACCAUACCGGUGCAGAUUUUGUGGGCGAAGUUUUUCCCCGCUGUAAUGCUCGCGAAGUUGUUGAGACAGUAGGAAAGCACGCUCAAGACCUAGCUCGUGAGGCCAACGGUCCCGAUUCCCGCGUCCCAGAAAUACAAAUCGAAGGCCACCUCGAUACCACGUUCCCAUACAUCCUUUCCCAUAUCGAGUACAUUAUUGGCGAACUUCUCCGAAACUCUAUUCAGGCCACCGUCGAUCGCCAUUCCUCUGCGGCCGAACUCCCGCCUAUCAAAAUUCUAAUCUGCCAUGCACCGCAACAUGUAAUAUUUCGUGUCUCAGACAGAGGCGGCGGGGUACCCGCUGAUGAGCUGGCCGAUCUCUGGUCAUUUGCCAAAGGCCCACGACCCCAGGCCAGACUUCAGAAUUUUUCACAGGUUCCGAAAAUGGCGGCUACUCUCCAAGAGUUGCAAAAGACAUCCCAUACACAUUCUCGUAGAGAGGGUCAAGACAGUUCUUUAUCUACAUUAACAUCUAGACCUCCUCAUCUACGACUGGGAAUGGGCUUGCCUAUGAGCAGAGUGUAUGCAGAAUACUGGGCCGGCAGUUUAGAACUUCACAGUCUAGAGGGCUAUGGAACAGAUGUCUUUUUACAAAUAUCAAAGCUUGGGAAUAAGAGCGAGCAACUGAACUUGGAUGGCGUGUAA
This is a messenger RNA of Morchella importuna, 1380 nucleotides long. RefSeq lists its product as uncharacterized. Bases 1 to 1380 code for a protein of 459 amino acids. Gene Ontology annotation, cellular component: mitochondrion. The transcript has 2 exons. The record is from RefSeq and is a predicted model, not a curated record. Gene Ontology annotation, molecular function: pyruvate dehydrogenase (acetyl-transferring) kinase activity. Gene Ontology annotation, biological process: protein phosphorylation; regulation of glucose metabolic process. Lineage: Eukaryota; Fungi; Ascomycota; Pezizomycetes; Pezizales; Morchellaceae.